Ostreococcus tauri is the source of this 1476-nucleotide messenger RNA. RefSeq lists its product as uncharacterized. Bases 1 to 1476 code for a protein of 491 amino acids. The record is from RefSeq and is a predicted model, not a curated record. The transcript has a single exon. Lineage: Eukaryota; Viridiplantae; Chlorophyta; Mamiellophyceae; Mamiellales; Bathycoccaceae.
AUGCCCCGGCGAGCGCCCGCUCCUGACGGGGACGAUUUCACCUUCAGACCGCCUCCGGACGCCCGAGCGGACGUCGGCGAGGACGAGGCGGCGACGCCGAGCCCGAGUAGACCGUUCGGACAGUUGCUCGGCAAUUUUCCAGAUGAAGGAUUCUCACCCGUGCUCGCGCCGCCCUCCCGCGCGGCGAGCGCGCGGGACGUCACGGUGAUCACGCUCGGUGUGGUUGUCAUCGCGAGCGCGUCGGCGUACUGGUUACUCCAGGUCCUGGCGUAUCUGCUGCGACCGCUCGUCACGGCGGUCGGCGCGGCGCUGUUGCUGCGACCGCUGGUUGAUUUCGUGAGCGAUAAGGGGUAUCAGCGAGAGACGUUGCGGCGACAUCGAGCGCGGUUAUUGUGCUGUGGGGGGACGUUCACGGUGCCGAGGAUCGUGGCGAUCGUACUCGCGCUCGCGGUGACGUGCGCGGUGUUCGGGACGUUGAUUUGGGCGCUGUAUCUCGGUCGAGUGUACGUCGCGGUACACGUAAAGGAUCCGGCGUGGUACGCCAGGUUCACGUCGCGAGUGAAUGCGAUCGGACAAAGCAUGAGUGAGGCGGCAAGGAGGAUCUUCAAGAAGGAUGACAUCGCGGAGCAAGCGUGGGACCGGUUACAAAACGAAAUAGAAGGCGCGCUCAAGGAUGCGGAGUUUUGGGAAAAUCUCGGUGUUGGAGCGUUUCACUACCUUCAGGACGUCAUGUUGAUGCUAUUUUACACGCUAUUCCUGCUCUUGCCUAGAAGGGAGCUAUCAUUUUCGAGAUCGUUGGUGGUGCGAAGAAUUCGCAAGGCGACUCGGCGUUUCGUGAGCAUCAUGGUGCAAAUUGCGAUGGUGCGAGCUCUGCUCGUCGGCGUCCUCCUUGGCCUGUGUCGAAUGCCCUGGCCAUUGGCAAUCGCCAUAGCGAUCGUGUCGUUCUGGUUAUUCUUCAUACCGACGCUAGGUUCGAUCAUUGCCUCCAUAUUACCGUUGCCAAUUAUUGUGCUCCUUCCAGACAUGACUGCGAAUCAGCGCGCGGCUGGGGUCUUCAUCCCGAACUUGGUGUCGUUUUUAGUUGGUGACCUCAUCGGACCGGUCGUGUAUCGUAAGGGUCUAGAUCUCAACGAGGUAACGGUGUUGUUUGCGCUCGUGUUUUGGUAUUCCGUGUGGGGAGCCCCCGGCGCAGUGCUCGGCGUUCCGCUGACGUGCGCGCUGAAAAUCGUGCUCGAAGAGAUCCCUCACGAGGGUGCGCACGCACUGGCCUCAGUCAUGGCGCCCGCGCAGGCGGGCUCGUCCCGAGAAGGGUUGGACUCUUCGCACGAGACCAUUCGUGUACCUAUGACCUUCACGUUCAUCGCUUGGGUGAAACGAAAGUACGACCACCUGUUCAUGCCUCGGCAGACGUUGCGACCGCGCACUCAACAAGACGAGGAGGCGUUGCUGGAUUCAUCACCAGAUUCCUCGGAUUAG